Molecule: messenger RNA, 1161 nt
Organism: Dentiscutata erythropus
Lineage: Eukaryota; Fungi; Glomeromycota; Glomeromycetes; Diversisporales; Gigasporaceae
Source: the annotation of a GenBank genome assembly
AUGAUUCUCUGGGCUUUCCUCGUGGUUAUUACUAUCUUACUCAUAACAUAUUAUAAAAUAACCUCAAAGACACCAGAUGCACUUAAAAAUAUUCACACAAUUACGUUAUUUAGCAGAAUUUUUUUGACUAUUACUAAACAAUUAGGACAUGACACGCUAUAUUUCCGUUAUAAACAAUACUUUGAAAAGGAUGGAAUUGUAAAGGAACGUUUUAGAGGAAAGUGGACUUGCAUGGUAACAGAUCCAGCGAUUGCAAAGGAUAUUUUAUCAAAACAAGGCGCUCCUGCAUUCAGAGCUUUACCAUUACAUCUUUUUGCAGAAACUGCAUUAAAGAUGAUUGAUAUUUUAGAAACAAUUGAUAAAAAACCUAUUGUAAUUGACAGUUUUAUGCAAAGAUUUACCUUAGAUGUUCUUGGAAAAGUUGCCUUUGGUUUUGACUUCAAUAAUCUUGAAAAUCCAAAUAGUGUUUAUGUAACUGCAUAUAAUGAAGUUCAGAAUGCAAUAUUAGACCCAUUAGCUUUGUUUUUUCAAAUUGAUAAUAUUCCAAUACUAAGACAACAUAGACUUAAAAAGCUUACUAAAUUAAAUAAUAUAUUUAUUGAAAUUAUUAAAGAGAAACGUAAAGCUUUAGCCGCUGGAAAGUCUCAAGGCGAUCUUUUAGAACACAUGUUAAAUGCUAAUGAAAAUCUUGAUAAUCAAAUAUUAUCAGAUAAUGAACUAAAACAUAAUCUAGCUGUUUUUAUACUUGCUGGUCAUAAAACAACUGCAACUGCUAUAUCAACGAUUUUAUAUUUAUUAUCAAUUCAUAAAAAUGUUCAAGAAAAAGCUCGAGAAGAAGUAUUAAGAAUACUUGGUGACAAUUUAAUACCAUCAGCAGAACAACAUAAAUCAUUAAAAUAUUUAAACAUGAUUAUUCAUGAAAACCUUAGAUUAUAUCCACCAGCUACAUUUCUUCAACAUCGUGAAUCAGCUGAAAAUUUAAAAAUUAAAGAUUUUGUAAUUCCAGCUGGCACGCCUAUUGAAAUAUUUAUAUAUGGAAUACAUCAUUCACCAAAACUUUGGACUAAUCCUGAAGAAUUUUUACCUGAGAGAUUUGAAAAUAAAAAUGCAACCAUUGAAAAUUAUAGUUGGUUAGCAUUUAGUAGUGGAGCUAGAAAGUAA